Molecule: messenger RNA, 1758 nt
Organism: Carassius auratus (goldfish)
Lineage: Eukaryota; Metazoa; Chordata; Actinopteri; Cypriniformes; Cyprinidae
Product: geranylgeranyl pyrophosphate synthase-like
Exons: 4
Coding region: 370-1326 (318 amino acids)
Biological process (GO): isoprenoid biosynthetic process
Molecular function (GO): prenyltransferase activity
Source: RefSeq, a predicted model, not a curated record
UGCGCACUGUGGUCUCCAUGGCGAUAGCAAAUUUAAGCGAGAGCAGCAGGGAUGAGUGAGCUUCCUGUCAAACCCGGACGUGACAGAUCGUCUAAAGGCUCUCUGGCGCGUCCUAAAAUCUAUUUGACAUUAAUUUAAUGAGAUAUUACAGGAAUAAGGAUGAUAAUUCGCCGUUUGGAUCUUGUAUUUAAUGAGCUGUGAAUUGAAGUGGACUCAAAUUGUCGUGUUUGGCUAAGUGGCUAAUGCUAGCGAGGUAUGGGAAAAUCUGGGAAAAAAUCGAAAGCGGUUGAGUGACGUACUGGAUUACGAAAGCGGAAGUGAUAAAGUGCGGAUUAUCGAUCUGAAAGGUUUCUUUGUAGAAACGGAGACAUGGACGGAGACGAAAGAGCAACUUCUGAAAGGAUUCUUCUGGAACCGUACAAGUACUUGUUACAGCUGCCAGGAAAACAAGUCCGAACGAAACUCUCGCAAGCGUUCAACCACUGGCUCAACGUCCCAGAGGACAAGCUUCAGGUGAUCAUCGAGGUGACGGAGAUGCUGCACAACGCCAGUCUGCUGAUCGAUGACAUUGAAGACAGCUCUAAUCUGCGGCGCGGUUUCCCGGUGGCCCACAGCAUCUACGGCGUGCCGUCUGUCAUCAACUCCGCCAACUACGUCUACUUCCUGGGUUUGGAGAAGGUGCUGACGCUGGAGCACCCCGAGGCCGUGCACGUCUUCACCCGUCAGCUGCUGGAGCUGCACCGCGGUCAGGGUCUGGACAUCCACUGGAGAGACACCUACACCUGCCCAAGCGAGGAGGAGUACCGCGACAUGGUGCUGCAGAAGACCGGCGGCCUCUUCGGCCUCGCCGUGGGCCUCAUGCAGCUCUUCUCCCACUGGAAAACAGACCUAAAGCCGCUUUUAGACACCCUGGGGCUCUUCUUCCAGAUCCGGGACGACUACGCCAACCUGAACUCGACAGAGUACAGCGAAAACAAGAGCUUCUGCGAGGAUCUGACGGAGGGCAAGUUCUCCUUCCCCACUAUACACGCCAUCUGGUCGCAUCCCGAGAGCACGCAGGUGCAGAACAUCCUCCGGCAGCGCACGGAGAACGUGGAUAUCAAGCGCUACUGCGUGGAUUAUCUGGAGAAGGUGGGCUCGUUCGCUUACACCCGUCAGACGCUGCUGGAUCUGGAAGCUGAAGCCUAUCGCUUGAUCGCCGAGCUCGGAGGGAAUCCAGAGCUAGAGGCUCUGCUGCAGCAUCUGAGUCGCAUGUAUAAAGAGCCCGGGGGCGGAGCUUCGGCCAGCCAAUCGAGAGAACCCGGGGGCGGGGCUUCGAAACAAUAACUCUGCUCUGUUAUUAAAGUACUGUUACUUUGACUUCACAGCAUUGCUUUUUCUCUCGUUCAUAUUUCCGACAUUUGAAGUGUGACAGGAACUUUACUAGCCUCUUAGUCAUUCGGCGUACUGUAAUUGGCUUUAAACAAAUAUUUAACGUUUAAACAAGGUCUUAUUUCACCACGAAAUCAAAGCAAAUACAUUGCUUUAAGAAAAUUAUAAUUCUUUUGAAUUGGUUUUCGUGACUGGUGUUUAUCAUGAGCAGGAUUACAGACCGAUCCACCACUUGAUGUUCAGAUGCCUCUGAAAUCGUGAAUUCAGAUUAGAUCUCACGUAUGUGAUGUAUGACAGGUCACUGGGUUUUACCUUUGAACAAAUAUACGGUUAUGUGUGUGUUUAUCAGACUCACUAUUCUGUGAAUAAACACUUUCAUACACCACA